UUGCUUUACCCGGGAACUCGCUUUGUUAAAAAAAAAAAAAAAAAGCCGAUAUCCGUGCCGAGCCGUGCCAACUUAUCCGAUCCGUUCUGCGGCUUCUAGAGCCGCAAAAAGGGUUCGGGGGGAAAAAAAGGCCAUCUUUCUCACCCUUUCCCUUCCUAAUAAACGGAAGCCUUAGGUUUCCCAGGACCAAUAGACUGAACCGAGCCAAGCCCGUUCCAGUCCCGGGAAGGCUUCCUUGCGAGGCUCAAGCAAUAGCCGCUUCAUGGCUUUUCGCGUCUCCGCUUGUGCGCCUUUGCUUUUCGAUCCUUAAGCGGGAGGUGGGCGCGGCGGGGAGAUCGGGAGCCGGGAAAGCAUGGAUUUUCGAGGCAAGAAGUACGAGCGGGGCACUAACUGGUCGGAUCCCGAGGUAGUGGAGCUUCUGCACCUGUGGGCGGACGAAUCGGUGCAGACGGAGCUGGAGAGCUGCCUGCGGAACCAGCACGUCUUCAACCGGAUCGCCGAAGUGCUGCGCGAGAAGGGCAUCCACCGCACCGGCGAUCAGUGCCGGGAGAAGAUCAAGAAGAUGAAGCUCGAGUACCGCCGCAUCAAGGACAACAACAAGUCUCCGCGCGGGGGCAGGACGUGGAAGUUCUACGAGGUGAUGGACCGCGUCCUGGCCAGCCGUCCUCCGCUCGUCUACAGCGCCACCGGCAACGGCAACGGCAGCUACGUGUUGACGCAGCAAGGGCUCCCGGGUGGGGUGGUGGAGAGCUACCAUCCCCACUUGGGCUCUUCUUCGGCGCUGACCUUCCCACCCUCUCAGCCCCCCGAGCAGAUGGAGAUCAAAUGCGAGGAGGUGGAUUCAGAGGACCAGGGCUUGAUGCCUGAGCCUCUGCCUUCUCUCUCUACUUACCAGCCUGGGGACUCUGCUGAGGAGCAGGAGAUAGACAGGGCCUUCCUGGAGAGGUCCCAGCCUGACUCGCCCAUCUCCAGGGUGGAGAUCCCCAUUGAGACCACUGUCUCCCUCUCAGGUUUCAGGGAACCUAAUGCAGUUUCUUCAUCCCGGAUCCAAAGUCUAGGGGCAUGGCCUGGUUUUUCUACUUUGCACCGCUUGAGGAAGAAAAGGAAAGGCCAGCGGUUAAAAGACCCUAUGGAUGCCCUGCUGUUGAAGACUUUAUCUGCCCAGCGGGAAAUGGAGGAGCGCUUUCUGCAGAUGGAGGAACGCCGCCUCCAGCGAGAUGUGGAAGUGGAGGAGCGCAGAAUCCAAAUGGAGCAGCGACGUUUUGAAUUGGAACGGGACCAUGACUUCCGUAUGUUCAACGUCUUUGCCCAAAUGCUGAACGUCUUAAAGACGGGCAGUCAGGGCUCUUGCGCAACUGGAGUAGCUCCGAAUGUAGACCUUCAUCAAACAUUCUCCAAUUCCACAGAAAUAGGAGAACGUCUGUCGGAAGAAGCCAAGGCCCUCCAGUUAGGGCAAACCAGAUCGGACAGUGCAACUAAGGGGUUGCAUUCCUGCUACCAUGCUGAUUUUCAAAACAGCUCUUACCUCUCUGACCGAGGCAAUAUGGCUGUUGCUUCGAUGUUCUCAGAGGAGGUGUACCAGCUUUACCAUGCUGACAAGUAUGAUGAGGACAAAAACCCCAGUGGCAUCAUUAAUUUGGCUAACAGUGAGAACAAACUCUGCUUUGAUCUAAUGUCCAAAAAGCUGACCCAAAGUGCCACGAACCUCACAGAUCCUUCCCUGCUGCAGUACCCUGAUUGGAAGGGCCAUAUGUUUGUGCGAGAAGAAGUGGCUCGAUUUUUGACCUAUUACAGCAAAGCCCCUUCACCUCUCAAAGCAGAAAAUGUGAUUCUGCAGAAUGGCUGUGGAUCUUUGUUUUCUACUUUGGCUAUGGUUCUGUGUGAUCCAGGAGAAGCGUUCCUGAUUGCUACUCCCUUCUAUGGAGGAAUCAUCAAAAAUGUGUACCUGUGUGGCAGGGUCAAGCUGGUUUAUGCCUAUUUAGAUAGCCAGGUCACUGGCAGUUGCACUCGUCCAUUCCAGCUUACAGUGGAUAAGCUAAAGAAAGCCUUGCAGGAUGCACAAUCAGAGGGCAUCAAAGUAAGGGGUUUAAUUCUCCUGAAUCCACAAAAUCCCCUGGGGGAUAUCUAUUCUGUCUCAGAGUUACAGGACUACUUGGAAUUUGCAAAGAGACAUGAGCUGCACGUGAUUGUUGAUGAGAUCUAUAUGCUGUCAGUUUUUGAUGAUUCUGCCACAUUUCACAGUGUACUGGAAAUGGAUAGAUUGCCUGAUCCACAAAGGACCCAUGUGUUGUGGGGAAUUAGUAAAGAUUUUGCUAUUUCUGGAAUUCGGUUUGGUGCCUUGUACACACUAAACCAAGAUGUUAUCAAAGCUGUGACUUGUUUUAGUUACUUUCAUGGUAUCUGUGGGCCUAUACAAUACCAAAUUGCCCAGCUACUCAGAGACAGAGAUUGGAUCAACCAAGUAUACUUACGCACCAACCAUGAGAGACUGAAAGCUGCACAUACUUUUGUGACAGAUGAACUCAAGACCCUCGGCAUUCCCUUCCUCAACCGCAAUGCAGGUUUUUUUAUAUGGAUGGACUUCCGAAAGUAUUUAAGAAAAAGAACAUUUGAAGAGGAGAUGCUACUGUGGAAACGCUUCCUGGACAAAAAGCUCUUACUCUCUCCUGGCAUCUCAUUUGAGUGCAAUGAGCCUGGCUGGUUCCGCAUCAUCUUUGCUGAUAAGAUAAAUCGACUGAGGCUUGGGAUGCAGAGAAUCUGUGAAGUACUAGAAGAACGAGAACGUGAAAACCUGAAUGACGACAAAGAUCCGUUGUGUCUGUCUGAAUCAGAAGGCACAGUAGACAGCACAGAUGAAGUGAUCUUUGUGUCUCACCACCAGGAACCAACUUCCUCCGGGAGUUCCACCCUUGGCGAUCUAAUUGGUCUCCUUCAGCAACAAAUGCGCUCAUCUGAUUGGUUGCAAAAAAAUACAGUGGAGCAGUUUGCACAAGAGAAACCAGAAGUCUAUGAUGUUUUCAGCAAGUUAGUGGGGAAGAAAUAGCAUUGGUGCAUUCUUCCAGAGGCUAUCAAUCAAUUUUGUCUUUUAAAUUACUUAUUGAUAUUUUUUUCUAUCUACUAGAAAAAAAAUAUCAAUCUACUAUCUACUAUCUUCUAUCUAUCUAUCUAUCUAUCUAUCUAUCUAUCUAUCUAUCUAUCUAUCUAUCUAUCUAUCUUCUAUCUAUCUAGCCUUCUCAUUAUUAUGAUGGAUAGGGCUCAACUAGCAAGGGAUUGGCAUUUCUACAGUUUCUAACCUCUAUAUUAUCUUUUUUUUUAAAUGAGUAGAUUUGUCUCUUAAGCAGUUUCAUAUUUUUCUGAAGGUUUUUUUUCCCAACUGAACAGAUUGUUUUCAAAUCAGAGUCUUGGACUUCAAGAGAGCUAAUUUCAAUAAACUCAGAGCUUGAUAAGGAUUCCAUGGAUGAAAAUUCUCAAGGGGGAAAAAACUCAAGAAGCUUGGGAAAUUUUGAAAAGUGAGAUUAUAAAAGCCCAGUCUAGCACAAUACCAAUGAGGAAGAAAAAUAAUAGAUCUCAAAAGAAACCAGCAUGGAUGCAUAAAGAACUAUCUGACAAAUUGAAAGACAAAAAGGACAAGUAUAAAAAGUGGAAAGAGGGGCUAAUAACUAAGGCAGAAUAUCAGCAAAUAGCCCGAGCCUAUAAAGAUGAAGUGAGGAAAGCUAAGGUUCACAAUGAACAAAGGCUAGCGACAAAAGUAAAAAAUAACAAAAAAACAAUCCAAUCUAUCAAAAACAGCACCACAAAAAAACAGAUUAGGAACAUGUUAAAAUAGGGGGGAAAAUGGUAAGUGAACAUCUGUCUACCCUAGAUGAGUUCAAAUCACCGGGACCGGAUGGAUUACACCCCAGGGUUCUGAAGGAACUGGCAGAUGAAAUCUCAGAACCACUGAACUAUAUCUUUCAAAGAUCCUGGAGCACAGGGAAACUGCCAGAGGACUGGAAAAGAGCUGAUGUAGUUCCCAUCUUCAAAAAAGGAAAAAAAACAGAUCCAGGAAACUACAGACCUAUUAGCCUAACCUCAAUACCAGGGAAGAUUCUGGAAAAGAUAAUCAAGCAACAAAUCACCGAACACCUAGAAGCAAACAAAGUAAUAACCAAAAGCCAACAUGGGUUUGUCAAAAACAGACCAUGCCAGACUAAUCUUAUUGCAUUCUUUGACAAAGUGACAAAAUUAGUGGACCAGAGGAAUGCUGUCGAUAUAAUUUACUUGGACUUCAGUAAAGCAUUUGAUAAAGUAGACCAUAACCUACUACUAGAUUAUUAUUUUUAUUUGAAUUUAUAUCCCGCCCUUCUCCGAAGACUUAGGGCGGCUUACAUUGUGUUAAGCAAUAGUCUCAUCCAUUUGUAUAUUAUGUACAAAGUCAACUUUUAUUGCCUCCAACAAUCUGGGUCCUCAUUUUACCUACCUUAUAAAGGAUGGAAGGCUGAGUCAACCUUGGGCCUGGUGGGACUUGAACUUGCAGUAAUUGCAAGCAGCUGUGUUAAUAAGAGACUGCAUUAGUCUGUUGAGCCACCAGAGGCCCAUAGAUAAAGUAGAAAAAUGUGGGUUAGACAGCACCACCACCAGAUGGAUUUGUAACUGGCUGACCAACCACACUCAACGUGUAGUCCUCAAUGGAACUACAUCCACAUGGAGGGAAGUAUGCAGUGGAGUACCCCAAGGCUCUGUUUUAGGCCCAGUACUCUUCAACAUCUUCAUCAAUGACUUGGAUGAGGGGAUAGAUGGGGAACUCAUCAAAUUUGCACAUGACACCAAGCUGGCAGGAAUAGCCAACACUCCAGAAGAUUGGCUCAAGAUACAGAAAGAUCUUGACAGACUAGAACAUUGGGCGCUAUCUAACAAAAUGAAAUUCAACAGUGAAAAAAGUAAGGUUCUACAUUUAGGCCAAAAAAACAAAAUGCACAGGUACUGUAUAUGUGGUACCUUGCUCAAUAGUAGUAACUGUGAGAGAGAUCUUGGAGUCCUAGUGGACAACCAUUUAGAUAUGAACCAGCAGUGUGCAGUAGCUGCCAAAAAACCCAACACAGUUCUGGGCUGCAUAAACAGAGGGAUAGAAUCAAGAUCACAUGAAGUGUUAAUACCAUUUUAUAAUGCCUUGGUAAGGAAAUGGUGAGGAAGGCCAUUUUCACCCUUUCCAAGCUCCUAGAAAGGCUCGGGAGCCUGGGGAGAGAGAAAAAGGUGCCAUGGCGUGCCAGAAGC
Molecule: messenger RNA, 5253 nt
Organism: Ahaetulla prasina
Lineage: Eukaryota; Metazoa; Chordata; Lepidosauria; Squamata; Colubridae
Product: probable inactive 1-aminocyclopropane-1-carboxylate synthase-like protein 2
Exons: 15
Coding region: 353-3043 (896 amino acids)
Biological process (GO): amino acid metabolic process; biosynthetic process
Molecular function (GO): pyridoxal phosphate binding; transaminase activity
Source: RefSeq, a predicted model, not a curated record